UUGUAAAACGUAAACACACAACACUGCCUUUGAUAAUAAUAUAGUCAUUGUUUUUUUUUUUUUAAAAAUCAUUAUUUUCUGUUUAUUACCGUAGUUUUCAUUAUUAUUGCCAAAUGGCAAGGCCUAGGGCUAUGAUAACAUUAUUAUUUUUUGGGUAAUAGAUACGGUGGAAUACACAAAUUACCCGUCUCCAUGUUAGAUCAAUGUGAUGGUGACAUGGUGUUCACCAUAUAUCAUGGUUACCCACAAUAAAAUUAUUAUUUCAUAACUGUUAAUACCUAAAUCAUCAACUAUGAGCUUUUAGAUUAUAGCUUAGAUUUGUAUAAUUGUCGUACGUAAUUUAUUUUGUGAUUUAGUAAUUUUACUCGAUGCAAAAUGAACCACACUACAAAGGGUGGGAAAAAUAACAACAACGAUUACACAAAGUAUGUUUGCAAUAAUUCUUCAAAUGGUAACAGAACGUGUGUUUUUUAUCCGUCAGCGUUGGAUCGACCGAUGGAUGACGUCCCAUGGAAAUUGGUCAACAUGUCGUUUAAAUUAUUAAAUGUUGACUCAAAAUUGGUGUUAACUUUACUCGCAAACCAUGGAUUUCGUGAGGUCAAUUCUGAUUCAAACGAUUUUAAUCUAUUAUGGUCAAAUAACCAUGUUAAUACAAACAUCAUCAGUUCAUUGAGGUCUUACCAACGCAUCAAUCACUUCCCUAGAUCGUGUGAAUUGACUCGUAAAGAUAAAUUAUACAAAAAUAUUGAAACCAUGAGCCAUCGCAAUGGAAUUAAAAAGUUCUCUUUUGUUCCUGAAACAUACAUUAUGCCUAAAGACUACAAUAGAUUUAUUUCGAACCAGUAUCGUCAUCGAGGUUUAUGGAUAGUAAAGCCUUUCGAUUUAUCUCGCGGAAGAGGAAUAACGAUUAUUGAUUAUUCAUUUAAGGACACACAAUCGGCGUUGAAGGAGAAUGUCGUUGUUGCCAAGUAUAUUGACAAUCCAUUGUUGGUGAAUGGAUAUAAGUGGGAUUUACGUUUGUACGUAUUAGUUACAUCAUUCAAUCCACUUGUUGUAUAUUUGUAUGAAGAAGGGUUAGUUAGAUUUGCAACUGUUAAAUAUGUAUGUGAUAGAAGUCGAAUCAAUAAUCGACGAAUGCAUCUCUGCAACUAUAGUGUCAACAAAAGCAGCCCAAGCUAUAUUAGGAAUUCGGAUCCUGAACGAGAAAAUGUAGGCCAUAAGUGGUCGAUGAGUGCUCUUUUGAAUCAUCUUAGAGAAGAAUAUCUUAUUAAUACUGAAACUUUGAUGGCUGAAAUCGAGGACAUUGUAAUUAAAACAAUAAUGAGUGCUACUGCACAAAUGUUACCAGCAAUCAAUUGCUUUGUACCUCACAGUCAAAAUUGUUUUGAACUAUACGGGUUCGAUAUUUUGGUGGACGACAAGUUAAAACCAUGGUUGCUUGAAGUUAACCUAUCUCCAUCAUUAGGGAUAGAUUCGGCACUUGAUUCUCGUAUUAAGAGUUCAAUGCUAUGUGAUUUAUUUACUUUAAUUGGUAUCCCAAUCGUUGAUCCUACUGUCUUCAACUUUAACAGAAAUGUUCGAAGACCAAAAUCUGAUAUUCCAAGAAAAACAAAUUCAAAUAUAAAUAUCAAUAAGCUCAGUAGUGAUGAAAAACGGUUGUUAAAAAACACAAUGGAUCAAAAUCAAAGGAGUAGAGGGUUCAUACGGAUUUUCCCUACAAAUCUGUCAUGGAAAAAAUAUUCCUCUUACUUAGAUAAUAUCAAUGGCAUUCCUAGGGGAUCCACUAUACCACCAUUUUAUAUAAAAUUAAUAAGGAAUUAUAAUUAUUUUCUAAACGAUCAUUUAUUCAACGAAAACUCCUCGUUUUAUAUGGAUAUUAAUAGACAAGAUCGCUAUGAAAGGUCUUUAAAAGAUUUUAAGCAAGACUUAAAUGACAAUAAAGAUGAGGACCAAACAACUGAUAUGUUAAAGUUAAAAAAAGCAAUUUUAAAAUAUUUAAACGAUGGAUAUGUAUUCAGUAAUCUACAAGCUCGGCAAACCUUUGCUCUUUACUUGACUUACAUUUCCGCUUUAUUAAAAAAAUGUGCUUUGGAGAAAAAUUAUGACAAUCCAUCAAGUAAUCUUGUUUUGAUGUUUUUAAUGAAAGCUUCAAAAAAUCUCAGUGUUCCUUUAAAAAUUGAGGUUUCUAAAUCUUCAUUGUCAAAUAAAAAAGUAAUGGAAAUACUUCAACUAUUGGAAAGCUUUUUAUUGAAAUACAACUACGAUACUGUAAUGUAUGCAACUCCCGAAAGUACAAAAAAUUGCCUGCCACAUAAAUUAUUUAAUUUAUUUCUCAUGCAUGCCAGAAAAGAAGAUAUCGAAGAAAUUAUCAAUGAUUCGAAACAUAAUUGUUUGUCGUCUGCAAUACACCCGGUGAAUGAUAUUAAAAAUUCUAAACCAUUAGAAUCGAAAGUUUGGAAAUAAUAAGUAUAAUGCUUAUUUUCUCCUUAAAUUUGCUUUUAAUAAUAAGUAAUAAUUUAUCUUAGAUAUAGUAAUUUUAAUAUAUUUUUAUAAACUUGGAAUUAUAAUAAUUUAACUAUGUUUUUAUUGUUAGCAUAGAAAAUUAAACAUAAAUAGUGAAUUAGAGCCAUACCACAUUAGAUAGGCGUUAAAGGAAAGGGUUACGCAUUAAAAGGACCCUACGCUUAUUAUUUGUUGUCUUUGUUGAACAAGUGCCUAACAUGAUAAAUCUAUAUACUUUUAACAGUUAACUUUAGUUUGGUUAACCAAAAAUAAUACAAUAAAUCAACCUAUUAUAACACUAAAUGUUGAGAACAUUAUCUGUGUAGUAUGUACUAUGUAGCCAUGUAGGUUUUGUACUAUAAUUUGAUUUUUUAUUGAGUUUUGCGUAUUUCAAAUAGUUGAAUUUAAAAAUGGUAUAACUCACCAUGAAAUGUCGUAAAAGAUCUAUGAACUAUAAUACAUAUUAAGUUCUUACCAAUAAGUCUUAUAAUAGUUCGAUUCACUCUAAUAUUAUUAAAGUUAACAAAACUAAACAUGAAUACUGUCAUGUUAGUACUUGUAAGACGGAGAAAACAAAUAUGGAUGUAGUAGUGUCUUUAAAAGCAAAAUAGAUUUAAUCGUUUGUUCCACAAGUGGUUACACGUAGCCACGUAGGGCGUAUGCUCACGUGGGCAUUUUAAUAACACGAAUGCUUGUACUUGUACUAAGCGUUAAUAUCAUGCUUCACCGUUUUCUUAAAUGAAAUAAUAAAUAAAUGUGCCUACGAGAGCAUUGGAAAUAUUUCGUGUGAAAAUGUUCGAUAUUAUGUACAUUGGAAAUAUUUGUUUAAUUUUAGCGUUCGAUCAUGACUAAACACGUCACAUGGACGCGUAUCGUACUCGCGCGUUUUUAGUUUACAUUGUUCAUACGCGCCAUAUCGGCGAGCAAAACGUGCGCGUACGAUACGUCGCGUAUGAUACGCGUCCAUGUGAAACGGGUCUUAUAUUCCCCGUUCGAAUAUCGACAUAAUAUAAAUAUUCUAAAUACACGUGUACUAUUUUGAGCGAUUAUUGUUGGUGAUUUAAGAACGUGUGUAGCUUAACCGAUUCCUGGCUAUUCCUGUCGUUGAUCAACAUAAUAAUAUGGUCGGGUUCGAAAUCAAUUUAACGCACUAAUCUAAAAAUAAUUUUAAUAAUUUUAUUCGAUGCUAUUAAAUAUUAGCUAUUUUCGUAUUUUAUUAAAAGACUGGAGAAAUUAAAAUGCGCCAAUUUCAAAAUAAUAUUGUGAUGUAAAUAGUAACUGCUCGAGAGCAAUCUGAGCUGUUGACUGUUGCAAACCAAAAGAAAAAUCAAACAAUUAAUUGUACACGUUUUCUUCCAUUCAAUUUAGGUACUAAGUUAAUGGUAACCAGAUAUGCAUGUUUAUUACAUUGUUCUAGACAGUGCCUUUAACAACAAUAAUAUGAAGUUUUUUUUCUAAAAAUAUCAGCUCGUGAUAUUUUUAUUUUUCAUUAAUAUUAUGUAUCUUAUGGUUUGACCUUAUAUAAAUGAAACAAUACUGUCUACUACAAUUGUAUAUAAUAUACCUACAUAAUAUAAUAUAAUAUUUCUAUAAUGAAAGAACUAAAAUUUAAAAUUUUCUUUUUGAGAUUUACAUAUCUGGUUACCUUAACUAUUACUAUACUUAAAGUUUAAACAAAUUUUUUUUAUAAUUAAUUUAAGACAAUAUACAGUAUAGUAUAUACCAGAGUCGCCAACCAGUCGAUCGCUAGUCGAUUUUUUUAGAAAUGCAGUUCGAUUUUAAAAAUAAAAAUUAAUUUCACCGUUAUCGGUCGACCGCGUAAUGAAUAAUCGGAUAAUACGAAUUGCCCUUACAUACUAGGUGAAUAGUUAAGUGGAAGCGAUUAUAAUUCGCCGCGAUGGCGAGAACGUUCGCUUAUUAACAGCUUUUAUUAGAUUAGACCAUUCACACUAUGUAAAGCGGUCUAAUUAAAUUUGUCAUCGUCCGCGACUGAUCGCACAUGCUUAAUAAUAUUUUAGAUGAACAUUUGCCCAUGACGGAUAAAAUUAAACACGCUGUUUUUGACUCGGUCUAUUCACUUUGGGCGAAUGUACGCGUGUGUUUCGCACAAGGUAAUGAUGGUUUGGCGCAAAUUUUAAUCGCAUAAAUCGUCAUAAUAAAAUUUUUGGUGAUUUGAAAUUGCGUCCUAGCGCGAACUAAUCGCUUAGCGUGGAAGAGCUUAUUGUCAGUUAAAAAUUCGACCGUAAAUCACGUGUAACGCGUGUUCAGUAUAAUUGUAUGUUCCGUAUAUUUUCGAUUUUACGUUCCGAAUUUAUUUAGAAUUUUAAAUUUCUACAAAAAUAAAAUUAAUAGAAAUAAAAAAUGCAAAACUUACCGUUUUAAUUAGGAAUGGGAGUUAGAGUUUUUUUUGACAUUAAAUACAUUUGCGUUGGUAUGUUUAUUAUGGCGAGAUACUUUUUCAAUUUUCAAACGUGGAAACUUGGAAAGGCAUUACCGAACUAAAUACAGAUUUCGAUUAUAAGUUCCCAACGAAUUCUUGUUGACGACAAGAUAAGCUAAAAACAAUGAAAUUAAAACUGAACAAAGAGGAAUCUUUUUUAAAAAUCAAAAUAUAUCUAUUACUUCUUUCAAAAUAGCAUGCUUAUUAACCAAAAAUAAAAAACCGUUUUCCGAUGGUGAAUUAUAAAAU
This is a messenger RNA of Aphis gossypii (cotton aphid), 5191 nucleotides long. RefSeq names its product tubulin polyglutamylase TTLL5 (gene TTLL5). Gene Ontology annotation, molecular function: tubulin-glutamic acid ligase activity; tubulin binding. The transcript has 12 exons. The record is from RefSeq and is a predicted model, not a curated record. Gene Ontology annotation, biological process: microtubule cytoskeleton organization; protein polyglutamylation. Lineage: Eukaryota; Metazoa; Arthropoda; Insecta; Hemiptera; Aphididae. Bases 376 to 2463 code for a protein of 695 amino acids. Gene Ontology annotation, cellular component: cilium.